AGCAGCUGCCGCAGUGGACCCCCUGCACCCACAGCACACCUGCAACCAUAGCACACCUGCACCAACAGCACACCUGCACCUACAUCACACCUGAUUACCUAUCUCAGAUCAGGUGCCGGAGGAAGCACAGUAGAGUUCGGUAGCGCAGCUGUCCAGCGUCAGGUGUCCAGCGUCAGGUGUCCAGGUCGUCCAACAUGAUCAAGCGCAGUCUUCUCAUCAUUGUCCUGGCGGUCGUGUCCGCCGCCUUGAUGGUCCAGAAGGACGCCUGUGAUCCUGACUGUACUGGGAAAACUGUUGGAGAUCUAGUCCCUGACCCCAUGAACUGCACCACCUAUUACAUCUGUCUGGGGGACGGUAUACCUACAGACCACUCUGUGCCCUGCCCGGACGGUCAAUAUUUUAACCCAGGUAAACCAGGAUGUGACGACAUGCCUCCGGACGGUUGUCAAGCCGCCUGUCAGCCUCCAGACUGCUCCAUCACCUGCAAAGGCUCCUUCACCUUCAUCCGUGAUCCAUUCGACUGUGGAACAUACUAUAUUUGUAUUGCUGGUCAACCAGCACAGACACUUCACUGUAACACAGGCACCUUCUUCAACGGUGAGACCUGCGUCAGUGACAAGGAAGUUUGCUGCACAGUCUCGUGUGAUCCGUACUGUCACCCUGGGAUCGUGCAGACCCCAGACCCCACAGACUGCACCAAGUACUACAUAUGCACUCAGACAGGACCAGUGAACCCAAGCUUCCACUAUACUUGUGAUAGCGAACAAUACUUUGACUAUAAAAUUGGUCGAUGUGCCUCAGGUACUUCCUGUAAAAACCUCUGCUCUGAAGGAUUGUCUACAACACCACCAAACUCAGCAGAAGCAACCAGAACUCCACAAACCACUCCACCAAGCACCGACUGAGUAGAUUUGCGUACCUGCGGGGCUUUAGGCAACUUCCCAAUGUGCGGCUCAAGUCAGCAGGAAUUUUUCUAGUGUACGGCCGCGGGUGCUCAAGGUGUCUCCAACAAGUGCUCGGGAAACUUAGUGUUCAACACCGACCCUGACUACCCUUACUGUGUUCUUCCCACCAACUAUCCUUAUAACCCCUAACCCAUGCCUAUCUUCUUCUGGCCAGCUCCCCAUAACUGUUCCUUGCCUCUAUGACCAUCAACAUCCUGGCCUGCUCCUACAACCAUCACUGUGGCAUUGUUUUGACUUGCUUCCCAUCCUCUUUCCUACCAGCACUAUCCCCCUUAUAUUCUCUAUAAUAUACAACCACUACCGCCGUCCUUACAGCCAGCCCACCAUAAUACAGACACGGGUGUGAGGUUGGACUUAGCACCUAUAAACCAAUGAAGUGUUAUUAAGGCAACAACAGCUUGCUGACCAACUUGCAAGACUACAUUAGUCCUGAAUAUAGUCCAGGACCUAAAUUAUUGAUUGAUGUAGAUUAAGCCACCUAAGAGGUGGCACGAACAUGAAUAACCCGUAAGUGGUAGAUUUGUUUGGAGUGAAUGUAAUCUUUGGUCAUGAACGGACCUAAAUAAACUCUCAAGUGUAUAUAUAAACUCAGAAGCAGGUUACACCUCUCUGUAUUUUGACACUUACUAUACUGAUAUUCAUUAAAAUUAAUAUCUGUCAGUGACAUGCGGGUCGGAACAAGUCCGUGUAAGAAAGAUCUACGAAGCAUGUAUUAAAUAUAUAUGCAUAACUUAUUGUUAAAACUUAGCCACAUUAGGUAAGAAUAUAUUUUGCAGAGAGUAUAACGGCGAGUUCAUCCUGUGAUAUAACCAUCUUUUGCUUGCUAACUGAUAACACCAUGUCUUAUCAUUUUCGCCUGACAUUUACCUUAUAUUACCUUCAAGAAAGAUGUUCUAACAUAACUUAAAGUUUGUGUCUUGUAAGGUUGCUUUUAGUAGAAGUUUUGAAGAAUGUUUAACAAAACUAUACAAAUGAGUUUAUUCACUAUAAAGUCCAAUAAAUCA
Messenger RNA from Procambarus clarkii (red swamp crayfish), 1969 nucleotides. RefSeq names its product peritrophin-48-like. Gene Ontology annotation, cellular component: extracellular region. Gene Ontology annotation, molecular function: chitin binding. NCBI's taxonomy places the organism in Eukaryota, Metazoa, Arthropoda, Malacostraca, Decapoda, Cambaridae. The record is from RefSeq and is a predicted model, not a curated record.